AUGUGUGGAAUUUUUGCAUAUCUUAAUUUUCUUAAUGUUAAGGAUAGAAAGACGAUUAUUGAUAUCCUUAUAAAUGGGUUGGCACGUCUAGAAUAUCGUGGUUAUGACUCGGCAGGUUUGGCCGUGGACGGCAAUGAUUCAACUGAAGUACUUCUCUUUAAACAAGUUGGAAAAGUUGCUGCCUUGAAAAAAUUAGUGUCAGAGCAAACUGUUGACUUUGAAAAAGAGUUUGUUAAUCAUUGUGCUAUGGCUCAUACUCGCUGGGCCACUCACGGUCAACCUUCAAUGACUAAUUCACAUCCUCAACGUUCUGAUCCCAAAAAUGAAUUCACCGUGGUUCAUAAUGGCAUUAUCACCAAUUAUAAAGAAAUAAAAAUCCUUCUUGAAAACAAAGGCUAUCGUUUUGAAUCUGAUACUGAUACUGAAGUUGUUGCUAAACUCGCAAAGUAUUUGUAUGAUACUCGAAAUCCUAAUCAAGGAUUAAGUUUUACCGCGCUUGUCAAAGAUGUUGUUAAAAAAUUGGAAGGAGCAUUUGCCUUGAUCUUUAAGAGUAUUCAUUAUCCACAAGAAAUGGUAGCUACACGACGCGGGUCUCCUCUUUUGGUUGGUGUUAAAACUGCGAAAAAAUUAAAAGUAGAUUUUGUUGAUGUCGAAUUUAGUACAGAGGAAAAACUUCCAGUUCCAGAGUCAGGAAACCUAUUGGCUUCAGGAAACCUAUUGGCUCCUCCUACAGAUAAUGUACCAAGACUCAAACAUAGUCAAUCGCGCACUUUUCUUAGCGAAGAUGGACUUCCUCAACCUAUUGAAUAUUUCUUGGCGUCUGAUCCAUCCGCUGUUAUAGAACACACAAAACGUGUCCUUUAUCUUGAAGACGAUGAUAUUGCUCACGUUAGUGAAGGAGAAUUACAUAUUCACCGUUUAAAGAGUGAUGACGGAAGAUCAGCUGUUCGUUCUAUCCAAACCUUGGAAUUAGAAUUGGCCAAAAUUAUGAAAGGUUCUUUCGAUCAUUUUAUGCAAAAGGAAAUUUUUGAACAACCAGAAUCAGUGGUCAAUACUAUGCGUGGCCGUGUCAACUUUGAUUCUCAUAAGGUUACCCUUGGCGGUCUUAAAACCAGAGCUAUUUUCGAAGAAUUAACGGAAAUUCCUGUUUCUGUGGAGCUAGCUAGUGAUUUUUUGGAUAGAAAGACUCCUAUAUUCAGAGAUGAUGUUUGUGUUUUUGUAUCACAGUCUGGAGAGACAGCAGAUACCAUACUUGCUUUACGAUAUUGUCUCGAACGUGGUGCUCUUUGUCUUGGUAUAACAAAUACUGUUGGUUCAACUAUCUCGCGUGAAACACAUUGUGGUGUCCAUAUUAAUGCUGGUCCUGAAAUCGGUGUUGCAUCUACUAAGGCAUAUACUUCUCAAUUUAUUGCUUUAUUGAUGAUGGCUAUUCAAUUGAGUGAAGAUCGUACAUCCAUGACACAGAGACGAAAUGAUAUUAUUGAAGAACUUAAGAAGCUGCCAGAAUAUAUUAAACAAGUUCUCAGUAUUGACAAUGAACUAAAACAACUUGCUAAAAAUGAUCUUAAUAAAGAAAAAAGUCUUUUGAUUAUGGGUCGUGGUUUCCAAAAUGCUACUUGCUUAGAGGGAGCUUUGAAAAUAAAGGAAGUUUCAUACAUGCAUUCUGAAGGUAUUUUAGCUGGUGAAUUGAAACAUGGACCUUUGGCACUUAUCGAUUCGGAUAUGCCUGUUAUUCUUAUUAUGACUAAGGAUUCUUUAUACCCUAAAGUGCAGAGCGCACUUCAACAAGUCACUGCUCGCAAGGGUAAACCGAUUAUUAUCUGCAAUGAAGGUGAUGAUGGUAUAGAAAUUCAUUAUGAGAAAAUUCGUGUACCCCAAACUGUAGACUGCCUACAAGGUAUUCUUACAAUAAUUCCUUUGCAAUUACUGGCUUAUCAUUUGGCUGUAUUGCGUGGAAUUGAUGUCGAUUUCCCUCGGAAUUUGGCUAAAUCUGAUUUAUCUUCGAAUUCGGAUGCACUUUUACGCAGUUUGCACUUAUCAGUAUCAACUUGUUCAUUCCAGCGUUCCAUUCUAAUUCGUAUUUGA
This is a messenger RNA of Dentiscutata erythropus, 2085 nucleotides long. The record is from the annotation of a GenBank genome assembly. NCBI's taxonomy places the organism in Eukaryota, Fungi, Glomeromycota, Glomeromycetes, Diversisporales, Gigasporaceae.